Molecule: messenger RNA, 2845 nt
Organism: Oryzias latipes (Japanese medaka)
Lineage: Eukaryota; Metazoa; Chordata; Actinopteri; Beloniformes; Adrianichthyidae
Product: RING finger protein 145
Biological process (GO): proteasome-mediated ubiquitin-dependent protein catabolic process; ERAD pathway
Cellular component (GO): endomembrane system
Molecular function (GO): zinc ion binding; ubiquitin protein ligase activity
Source: RefSeq, a predicted model, not a curated record
CGACUGUGACAUGACGUAUGGACCGGAAGUGAUCACGUCAGCUUCUGGAGUCAAAACAGUGCGUUUGAAGUCGCUUUCUUUUGUUAAAAUGGUUAAAAUUUUAUGUCAGUGCUUCGCUUUUCGAGAAGAAAAUCCCUAAAAACAUUUUAUUAGCGGGAGUUUGUUAACCGGAAACACUCGAAGAGCGGGAGAAACUGAAACCCCGACUGCUAACCUGCUGCAGCAGCAACGAGCUAAUGACUGCUAACCGGAAGUCUGGAGGAGAAAAUGUUUGCUACUUGAAGCCAUUUUCUUUCGUGUGGGUGUAGUUGACGGCAGUGUGGUUGCAGCUGUAGAAAAGAAAGUGUUUGUGUCGGCCAAUAUGUGACCCUGAAGCUUCUUCAAACAUCAUGAGUCGUCUGGAGGAGCUGGCCAACAUCGCCCUGAGGGUGCCCAGCAUGUUGGUACUGGACUUACUGUAUAGAUGUGAUGUUGAAGGUCUGACAGAGCACCUGAAAGCCAAAAACGACAACAUGCUCUUCAAAUACAAAUACGUCAUCUGGAACAUCUAUUAUCUAGGUCAUUUCCUAAACUUGGUGGUUUUAGUUUUGCCUUUGAGACAUCUUGUGACGCUCUACCUCCACGUCCUGGUCGGCCUUCUCCUCUACAUGGGGCAUCAAAUUUCCAAGGAUUACAUCCGCGAGGAGCUAGUUUACGGUUACCACGCUGCAGCUCACCUGAAUGCUUCAGCCUUCAACAGAUUUGUCUCUGCCAUGACGAGUCAGAUCAUCCUCAGCACGCUGUGCGCUUUCCUCAUGAAGACCAGGAAGGUGUGGUUGUUCUCCGCUCACGUGCUCCCCCUGCUGGUUCGGCUCUGGUCUCCGCCCCACCCCACCCUCCUGACCAUCAGCUCCCUGUCUUUGGGGCUGACGGCUGCGGGGGUGGCGGUCUUCCUCCUCUCAAACCUCUUUGUGCCGUAUCGCCUGGCGAGAGCAGCCUUCUCUGAGCUGACUCAGUUUGAGCUCACUGAAAUCUACAGGUUCCUGGCUGUGGGAAUCUCCCUGUGGAACCAGUAUGCCGUCCCAGCACUCUUCUCUCUCUUCUGGUGUGUUCUGUUCACGGUCCAGCUGUGCUCAGAUGUUCUGUCUGUCGAGACCUCUGCCCCCCAAUCAGGGAUCAUCUUCCUCCUGCUGACAAGUGUGUCAGAGUGUUGCGCCACGCCCUACUCUCUUUUGGGUCUGACCUUCGUCGUGUCCUACCUGGCUCUUGGUCUGCUCAACCUGUGCAAGUUCUACCUGGGAGGAUUUGCAGCCGUUCAGAAUGAGAACGUCAUGCACAGGGGCGUGACAGAAGGCGUGACUCUGCUGCUACUCGCUCUUCAGACCGGCCUGUUGGACAUGCAGGCUCUGCAGCGCACCUUCCUCCUCUGCAUCAUCCUCUUCAUUGUGACCACGUCCACUCUACAGUCAAUGAUUGAAAUAACCGACCCCAUCAUCCUGGCGCUGGGCGCCUCCAGAAACAGGAGUGUGUGGAAACACAUCAGAGGCCUCAGUCUGUGUCUUUUUCUGCUGGUUUUUCCAGUGUUCAUGGCUUAUAGAAUAUCCCAGUUCUUCCACAUGGACUUCUGGCUUCUGAUUCUAGUGUCCAGCUGCAUGCUCACAUCACUGCAGGUGACAGGAACCAUGCUGAUCUAUCUGCUCUUCAUGGUGGAGCUGUUCCGCAGCGACCCAAUUGAGAGCCUGGAUGAGGUGAUCUACUGGGUUCACGCUGUCAGCCGGGUGUUGGAGUUUCUGGUGGCGCUCAGCGUGGUUGCUUACGGAACCUGGGAGUCUCUGUUUGGGGAGUGGAGCUGGAUGGGGGCGUCUGUCAUCAUCAUCCACUCGUAUUUUAACGUGUGGCUGAGAGCUCAGUCUGGAUGGAGGAGCUUCCUGCUCAGGCGGGCAGCAGCCAAGAAGAUCAGCUCUCUUCCUGCAGCCUCGGAGCAGCAGCUGCAGCAGCAUGACGACGUCUGCUCCAUCUGCUUUCAGGACAUGAGCUCUGCUGUGGUCACAUCUUGUGGUCAUUUCUUCCAUGGGAAUUGCCUCCGAAAGUGGCUUUAUGUGCAGGAAACGUGCCCCAUGUGUCAUCAACCCGUCCAACCUGCACCUUCUCCUCAGAGAGACACAGAAUCAGAACAGAACUCCGAUAGCCCCGUGACUAAUGAGACCCCAGCAGAGGAGGUCCCUGCCAAUCCCCCCGAGCAUCAGCAGGAGGACGAAGGGGAGGAGCAUCCUGCUGAAACACACGGAGAAGAUGCUCCAGGACUUUGCUUCCAAUCAGUCGGAGACUUUUGUGGGUUUGCUGAGCCAAUUCCUUCAUCCUCCCAUGAUCCUCCAGGUCACACCUCUCUUCCUGACGUGCUCACUCAGGGUGGGGUGACCAGAACAGACUUUCCUCCCACUCCUCCAUCUGAAGCUGGGGACCGAGCCCUGGAGCGAUGUGACACCCAACCGUCUGGCCUUAGAAACAGUCAUGCUAUCCCCUCCAGGUGUGAGGGGGCGCCCGGUUCAUGCUGCAGCUCAGAUCCAGCACAGGAGGACCCUACCACCAUAAAUCAGCUGGACCUCCCCUCUGGAGUGCACUCUGACGUCAGAUAGUCGGAGAAUCUCCAGUCAGCAGAACCCACAGAGGCUGCAGCAGAAGCCCUGUAUCAGUGCCUGCAGGGGUGCGAAACGGCGACUCUCCACAGGAGGGCGGGGUUCAAACCUAGUUUUAUCAGAAGUGUCAGUGAAUGUUCUUCACUCCAGACAAAACUGCUGUGGGUCGGAACCUUGAGCUGGUUUCGCAGCUGUAAAUAAAGAAUAAAAUCCUGAAACAUGAAGCAGAA